Molecule: messenger RNA, 1465 nt
Organism: Osmerus eperlanus (European smelt)
Lineage: Eukaryota; Metazoa; Chordata; Actinopteri; Osmeriformes; Osmeridae
Gene: allc
Product: allantoicase
Exons: 11
Coding region: 97-1296 (399 amino acids)
Biological process (GO): allantoin catabolic process
Molecular function (GO): allantoicase activity
Source: RefSeq, a predicted model, not a curated record
UUAGAAAGCUUAGCUGCAUAGCAGGUUCCCAAGGCUUCAUGUAUUAAGUAUAGCAUUAAACAGGCUUCGACUGCCUUUUUUUUGGCGACUGCAAACAUGGCAGAACACAAAGCAGUGGAGUUGGCCUCAGAGCAACCAGGCUUUCUGCAGUUCAAUAACUUGGCCUGUGAGACAGCUGGUGGGAAGGUUCUUUUUGCCACCGAUGAAUGGUUUGCUCCAGCUAUAAAUCUUCUGAAGAGAGAGACACCUGAGUUCAUAGCUUCUGCAUUCACUGAAUAUGGAAAAUGGAUGGACGGCUGGGAAACCAGAAGAAAAAGAAUACCCGGUCAUGACUGGUGCAUCAUUCAGCUGGGUGUGCCAGGGAUCCUCUAUGGCUUGGAUGUGGACACUUCCUUCUUCACUGGGAACUAUGCCCCAUCGUGCUCUGUUCAGGCUGCAUGUCUGGACACAGACAAUCUCCCACCACUGACCCUUGAUGGCAACCGCACAGGCAUGGCUGCUUCCCAGAGCCAGUUUGCAGCAGUUGCAAAGCUGAAUUCAGACUUGUGGGAGGAACUUCUUCCUGUGACAGAGCUGAAGCCUGGAUACUCUGACACGUGUCAUAACUACUUCCCAAUAGCCUUCCCUGGCAGGGUCACGCAUCUACGGCUCAACAUGUACCCAGACGGGGGUAUUGCCAGACUGAGGGUGUACGGUGUGGGUCAGAAAGACUGGUCAACAGUGCCGACAGACAACCAGGUGGACCUGAUAGCCUUGGUUAAUGGGGGGGUCUGUCUGGGGUACAGUGAUGCCCACUUUGGUCACCCUCGUAACAUGAUAGGUCUGGGCAGAGCUGCUAACAUGGGGGAUGGUUGGGAGACAGCACGUCGACUGGACAGACCCAGAGAGCUAAAGGUGGAUGAGAGGGGCAUUCUGCAGGUACCAGGCUUUGAGUGGGCAGUGUUCAGACUGGGCCACCCUGGAGUCAUCAGCAAAGUGGAGAUAGACACCAACCACUUCAAAGGAAACUUUCCUGACUCCUGUAAGAUAGUAGCCUGCUAUUUGACCCCUGAAGAGGAGGGACAUUGCAUGAUUAGCAAGUGGAGCACGGACAAGUGGCAGGUGCUUCUGGCCCCUCGGAAACUCCAGUCUCACCACAGGCAUUUCUACUCAGGUGAUUCCCUGGCGCUGAUUGGCCCUGUCAGUCAUGUGCGUCUGAGCAUCGCCCCAGAUGGAGGUGUCAGCAGGCUGAGGCUAUGGGGUCAUCCAGCCUCCAUGUCCUCAACCAAGCCUCUGACACCAGCCUCUAAACUGUGACACAGAGCUGGUAAUAUGCCAAGUCACUUCAUCGAAUCACAUUCAGUGAAUCGGUGGGCUGGUUUGAAGCAUAUUUACAUUGCCUUUGAAGAAGGCUACCAGUGUGUCAAAAAUAUGUGGAUACAGGUUUUCUGGUGCAUGUGAUUCAUCUGCUUUUGACGUGGUUCAC